This is a messenger RNA of Amblyraja radiata (thorny skate), 664 nucleotides long. It is a transcript of the gene mrps28, whose product is annotated as mitochondrial ribosomal protein S28. The record is from RefSeq and is a predicted model, not a curated record. Gene Ontology annotation, cellular component: mitochondrial small ribosomal subunit. The transcript has 3 exons. Lineage: Eukaryota; Metazoa; Chordata; Chondrichthyes; Rajiformes; Rajidae. Bases 41 to 568 code for a protein of 175 amino acids.
UGCCUGGAGGUCCCCUCACUCCCUCCCAAUCGGCGGCAUCAUGGCGACCGUGUGGCGCGGCGGCGCCGCAGCAACAGCAGCAGCUGCAGCGCUGAAGCGGGUGGUGACCGUUCGCCUCACGCCGAUCGGUGCUAGGUCCCGCUCGUCAGAGAGCGAGAAGCGGAGCGGUUUCGCCGCAGCCUACGAGCAGCACUCGGACCUGCUGGAGAAGCCGCAGCUGGGCGACAGGACGGUGUCUACACAGAAUGUAAAGUCAUUUUCCUCAUUAUUGAGGCACUCCCCUCUGAUGCAGAUGGGCCCUGCCAAAGAUAAAGUCGUCAUUGGUAAUAUCUUCCAUGUAGUGGGUGAUGACCUUUACGUUGACUUCGGUGGCAAGUUUCACUGUGUGUGCAAAAGACCAACAGUAGAUGGAGCGAAGUAUCAGAGGGGAGCAAGAGUGCGUUUGAAGCUUGUUGAUCUUGAACUGACCUCGCGCUUUCUUGGGGCCAAGACCGACACGACUCUGCUGGAGGCUGAAGCUGCUCUCCUUGGGUUGCUGGACACCAAAGAUUCAAAGCAAAGAGAAUGAAUUUAUAGAUUGUGACUUGAUGUGGUUUUGCUUCUUUUAAUAAUGUAUAUUUCUUGCUUUACUAUUUAAAAAGAAAAAUAAACACAUUACGAGGUA